Messenger RNA from Podospora anserina S mat+, 1011 nucleotides. RefSeq lists its product as uncharacterized. The record is from RefSeq and is a predicted model, not a curated record. NCBI's taxonomy places the organism in Eukaryota, Fungi, Ascomycota, Sordariomycetes, Sordariales, Podosporaceae. The transcript is spliced from 4 exons. Bases 1 to 1011 code for a protein of 336 amino acids. Gene Ontology annotation, biological process: transmembrane transport.
AUGGGUGCUCAGUCAAAGCCCGCCCCAAUUGGGCCCUGGGGUCUUGCGACAGCAGGCGCUGCCGGUGCUGUGUUUGCCAACACGCUGGUGUAUCCUCUCGAUCUCGUCAAGACCAAACUCCAGGUGCAAGUAAAGGCCAACUCCGAGAAGGGCGAGGGCGCCUCCGAUGAGCCGCACUACAAGUCAUCAUGGGACGCUAUCUCCAGGAUUGCUUCCGCUGAAGGAAUUCAGGGUCUCUAUGCCGGUAUGGCUGGAUCGCUGCUUGGUGUCGCUUCUACCAACUUUGCCUACUUCUACUGGCAUUCGACUGUUCGCACUCUGUACCUCAAGCACAGCAAGCACACGGGGCCCACCUCGACCAUCACCGAACUCUCCAUCGGUGCUGUUGCAGGCGCGCUUGCUCAGCUCUUCACCAUCCCAGUCGCAGUCAUCACCACUCGGCAACAGACGCAAAACAAGGAGGACAGAAAGGGUUUCUUCGACACUGCGAAGGAGGUUAUUGAGGGCGAGGAUGGCGUCUGUGGGUUGUGGAGGGGUUUAAAGGCGAGUUUGGUGCUGGUCGUCAACCCGUCCAUCACAUAUGGUGCCUAUGAAAGGUUAAAGGAGACUCUGUUUGCCGGCAAGAAGAACCUUUCUCCCAUGGAGGCAUUCGCCCUCGGUGCCAUGUCCAAGGCUCUCGCCACUAUUGUUACUCAGCCCCUUAUCGUUGCCAAGGUCGGCUUGCAGUCUAAGCCGCCAGCGAUUCGUCAGGGCAAGCCAUUCAAGAGCUUCGUCGAGGUGAUGCAGUUCAUCAUCCAGAACGAAGGAGCUCUGGGUCUCUUCAAGGGCAUCGGACCCCAGAUUCUCAAGGGCCUGCUGGUUCAGGGCAUCUUGAUGAUGACCAAGGAACGUGUCGAGCUUCUUUUCAUUCUUUUCCUCCGUUACAUUCAGCUUGUGCGUUCCAAGCAGCUCAAAAGGUCUGCUGACCUGACUGCGGCAGCCAAGCUUGUUUCACCUGUGACUGUGAAAUAA